Condylostylus longicornis is the source of this 2694-nucleotide messenger RNA. Its product is annotated as glycoprotein-N-acetylgalactosamine 3-beta-galactosyltransferase 1-like. The record is from RefSeq and is a predicted model, not a curated record. The coding region runs from base 907 to 2157 and encodes 416 amino acids. Lineage: Eukaryota; Metazoa; Arthropoda; Insecta; Diptera; Dolichopodidae. Gene Ontology annotation, cellular component: membrane. Gene Ontology annotation, molecular function: N-acetylgalactosaminide beta-1,3-galactosyltransferase activity. The transcript has 8 exons.
AUGAAGUUUUUCUUUUUUAUUUUAAAUAAACAAUAAUUCUCAUUAUAAUUAAGUUUUAUUCUUAUAAAAAAAUGAUUUAAUAUAAAUUGAAAUCUAAAUAUGUUAUUUAGAACUAAAAUACUCAUUUUAAAUUGUAAGGCUACUAACAACAAUUCUAAUACUCUCAAUUUGAAUUUUCUCGAAAUAUUUAGAAAAUCUUAAUAAUUUAAUUAAAAGAAAAUGAUAUUGUAACAAAUGCAUUAACAAUUAUAAAUUAAAAUAAAUCCAAUUUAUUUCGAAUACUUUUUAAGAACAUAAAUAAAACAAAAUAAUUUCAAAUCAAAGAAAAUUCAUAGCAUUUAUCACUUGCCAUUUGGAAAAUAUUAAAAUAAAAAAAAAUAAUAAAAUUUACAAUUAAAAUGUAAGAUAAAAAGAGAAAUGCAGACAAAAAUUAAUUUUUGGUUAAACAAGACGUAGAUGGAAAAAUACAUACAUAUAUAAAAAAAAUUUAUCAAAAUAAAUGAUAAUAGAGACGAGUACAAGAUAAAAUAUACCAAAAAAAAAAAUAAGAAAAUAUCGAUCGGUUUGUAAAAUGGUAAUCGAACAUAAAAAAUCAAUUUAACAUUAAAUUGGAAAUUCAUUGUUUUGGUCUCGUUAAAUAAUUUAAGAGAAUUUGCUGUCGCCUAUCAUUUUGCAAGGAGAUAAAAAUAUUUGCAACAUAAAAUUAAAUGAAAAUUGAAUGUAUAAGGAACACGAUUUUGAAAGAACAUUCUGGUGGAAACACAAAUUAUUACCAAAGAAAUACAACCAAAGUAGAGAUUCCUUUAAAAGAUUUCUAAUUAAUUUAGUUUUUUAAUAUUUUAUAAAAAUUUAAAAAAAAAAACCUCUACACGAGUUAUUAAGAUUUUAUUUAUUAUAUAAACAAAAAUGCAAUCAAAUACAAAUGGAGAUUAUAGACUGCUUAACGGCCGUGGAGCAUUUUAUGAAGCUUCAAGAAACCUUGCAAAUCGAAAAUCAUUGGUAUCCUUAAUUGUUGGAUUAGUUGUUGGUUUUUGUAUGGCUGAAUUAUUUAUACUUUCAUCACCGAGUAGACAUGCUGAAUGGUUACUUUAUAAUAGUCAUGCACAUGGUCAUUCCGAUUCAAUAAAUGAUCCACAUCAUAGUCAUGAUUUAAUUGAUGCUGCUGGACCUGAAAAAAGUUUUGGUUUUCAUACGCAUGCAAAUGAAAAUAAUACAAUAGCAACAAAAUUAUAUGAUGAAGUAAAAGUAUUAUGUUGGAUAAUGACAAAUCCAGAUAAUCAUAAGAAAAAAGCUCGUCAUGUUCAAAGAACAUGGGGUCCACGUUGUAAUAAAGUAAUAUAUAUGAGUUCACAAGAAGAUAAGGAAUUAGGUGCUGUUGCAUUACCAGUUUCAGAAGGUCGUAAUAAUUUAUGGGGUAAAACGAAAGAAGCAUUUAAAUAUGUUUAUGAAAAACAUUUAAAUGAAUAUGAUUGGUUUUUAAAAGCUGAUGAUGAUACAUAUGUUAUCGUAGAAAAUUUAAGAUAUAUGCUUUAUCCCCAUUUACCGGAAACACCAAUAUAUUUCGGUUGCAGAUUUAAACAAUUUGUUAAACAAGGUUAUAUGUCUGGUGGAGCUGGUUAUGUAUUAAGUCGAGAAGCUUUAAAACGUUUUGUAGAACUUGGAUUAACAGACAAAAAUAAAUGUCGUCAAGAUGCAGGCGGUGCUGAAGAUGUUGAAAUGGGUAAAUGUCUUGAAAAUGUUGGUGUUUUAGCUGGAGAUUCUAGAGAUCCUAAUGGAAGAGGAAAAUUUUUCCCAUUUGUACCAGAACAUCAUUUAAUACCAGGACAUGUUGAUAAAAGUUUCUGGUAUUGGAACUAUAUCUAUUAUGAAACCGAUGAGGGAUUAGAUUGCUGUUCUGAUUAUGCUGUAUCAUUCCAUUAUGUAUCACCAAAUCAAAUGUAUGUUUUAGAUUACUUAAUAUAUCAUUUAAGACCAUAUGGAAUUUUAUUUACACCGGAGCAAUUACCUGAAAGACUAUCUGUUCAUGAUGAUUUAGAACAUAGAUCAGUAGCACCUAUUUUAAAAUUUAGCGAUGAAAAAAAUAAAAAUGAUCACAAAGACGAGUAUGAUGAUAAAGAAACAAAAAAAGUUAGUAAAAAAAGAAAAAGAAGAAAAUAAUAAAAACCAAAAAAAAUUAAAAAGACUAGAUAAGUUUAAAUCCCAUUAAUUUAAUCCAAAAAUUUAGAAACUCAAUCCAAACCAAACAAAAAACAAAAAAUAUGAUAAAACAUAAAAUGAUGAUUAGAUUUAGUUAAUUUUGUUACCAAAGCACAAUUUAAUUUUAUUUUUUGAUAAAUUUUUAUAUCUGAUGUAAAUUUAAUAUGAAAUUUUUGUUAAAGUUUUAAGGAAUAAUUUAAAGUAUUUUUAUUUAAUUUGAUAGUAAUAUGUGUGAUGAUGUUUGAAUGUAUUGCUUUUUUUUUUUUUGCCUAAGACUAAUAAUAAAAAAUUUUAGAUUUAUGUUCGUUAGCUUAUACAAGAUAUUUGAUAAUGAUUAUAAGAAAUUUUUCCAAAUUUUUAGAAUUACGAUGAAGUUAAAAUUUUUUCUGUUUAUCAGAAACCAAAAUGUAUAUGAAUGUAGAACAUGCAAGUAAAUUUAAGUGAAAAUUUCGUAAAUUUUUUGCUUUACGAACUCAAGCCUAAUUUUUAAGAAUAUAU